Messenger RNA from Etheostoma spectabile (orangethroat darter), 1268 nucleotides. Its product is annotated as 26S proteasome non-ATPase regulatory subunit 4. Gene Ontology annotation, cellular component: nucleus; cytosol; proteasome regulatory particle, base subcomplex. The transcript is spliced from 10 exons. Gene Ontology annotation, molecular function: polyubiquitin modification-dependent protein binding. The coding region runs from base 80 to 1207 and encodes 375 amino acids. Gene Ontology annotation, biological process: proteasome-mediated ubiquitin-dependent protein catabolic process. The record is from RefSeq and is a predicted model, not a curated record. NCBI's taxonomy places the organism in Eukaryota, Metazoa, Chordata, Actinopteri, Perciformes, Percidae.
ACAGUUUUUUUUUCUGUUCAUAAAAAAACACCAUUACCCAGAAACCCUUACGAUGACGUCGUAAACCACCGACAUCAAGAUGGGGCUUGAAAGUACUAUGGUCUGUGUGGACAAUAGUGAGUACAUGCGCAAUGGAGACUUUCUGCCCACCAGGCUUCAGGCUCAGCAGGACGCAGUUAAUAUUGUUUGUCACUCCAAGACCCGCACUAACCCUGAAAACAACGUGGGCCUCAUCACCAUGGCGAAUAACUGUGAGGUGCUGACCACACUGACACCAGACACAGGCAGGAUACUGUCCAAGCUGCAUGCUGUGCAGCCUCGUGGAAACAUCAGCUUCUGCACCGGCAUCAGGGUGGCACAUUUGGCGCUGAAGCACAGGCAGGGCAAAAACCACAAAAUGCGCAUCAUAGCAUUUGUUGGCAGCCCAGUGGAGGACAAUGAAAAAGAAAUGGUCAAAAUGGCAAAGCGUCUAAAGAAGGAAAAGGUCAAUGUGGAUGUCAUAAACUUUGGAGAGGAGGAGAUGAACACAGAGAAGCUGACAGCCUUCAUCAACACACUGAAUGGCAAAGAGGGAGCAGGCUCCCACCUGGUCACAGUCCCUCCAGGCCCCAGUCUGGCUGAUGCCCUGCUGUCCUCACCUGUCCUGGCUGGAGAGGGAGGUGCAGUGUUGGGCCUGGGUGCUGGUGACUUUGAGUUUGGAGUGGAUCCCAGCGCUGACCCAGAGUUGGCCUUGGCUCUAAGGGUGUCUAUGGAGGAGCAGAGACAGCGACAGGAGGAUGAAGCGCGUAGAGCCACUGUCGCAUCAGCUACUGAAGCUGGCAUUUCCUCUGCAGUUGCAGAUGAGUCUGAGGAUGCCUUGUUGAAGAUGUCUGUUCCCCAUACGGACUCAUCCACACCUGCUCUACCAGACUUCAGUCGCAUGACAGAGGAUGAACAGAUUGUCUAUGCUCUGCAGAUGUCCAUGCAGGGAGAUGGAGCAGAGUUUGGUGCUGAAGACAUGGACACAGGAACUGACAUGGACUCCAGUAAGGCCAAAGACGACGAGGACUAUGAUGUUAUGCAGGAUCCGGAGUUCCUUCAGAGCGUCCUGGAAAACCUUCCUGGAGUCGACCCCAAUAACGAGGCCAUCCGUAACGCUAUGGGGUCUCUAGCUUCCCAGACGGGCUCUAAACCCGACGCCAACAAGGAUGAGGAGAAAAAGAAAUGAACGCCCAAAGAGAGAAACUUAAUAUAUGAUAAAUAAAAAAAGACCUGACAAUUGCACCGCA